Helobdella robusta is the source of this 315-nucleotide messenger RNA. RefSeq lists its product as hypothetical. The record is from RefSeq and is a predicted model, not a curated record. Gene Ontology annotation, biological process: cyclic nucleotide biosynthetic process; intracellular signal transduction; adenylate cyclase-activating G protein-coupled receptor signaling pathway. The coding region runs from base 1 to 315 and encodes 104 amino acids. The transcript is spliced from 2 exons. NCBI's taxonomy places the organism in Eukaryota, Metazoa, Annelida, Clitellata, Rhynchobdellida, Glossiphoniidae. Gene Ontology annotation, molecular function: adenylate cyclase activity.
AUGCCGAAGGCCGUUUUUAGGGAGUUGUACGUGGCCCAGAUGAGCAAUGUCAGCAUCCUCUUCGCGGACAUCGUCGGGUUCACAAAGAUGAGCUCCAAUAAGACUGCUGAGAACCUCGUUGACAUUUUGAAUGAUCUCUUUGGAAGGUUCGAUAAGAUAUGCCUAGAUUCCGGCUGUGAGAAGAUAAGCACCCUCGGUGAUUGUUACUACAGCGUAUCCGGGUGCCCGGAGCCCAGGAUCGAUCAUGCCAGUUGUUGCGUCCUGAUGGGACUUCUCGUUUGUAGGGCUAUCGUUCAGUUUGAUAAGGUUGAAUAG